AUGGCCUACAACGCGCCUCGCGCCAAACGGGCAGCCGAAGACUAUGUCCGCACCACUUCCCACUCCCACGAUGACUUCUACGGCCAACCUACCAAAAAACCGCGCUUCGAUGUGCGCAACCCCUCCGCCCUUGCUCCUGAUGCAUUAGAGGAAGAUGCUAUUCUGGAAGCAGAUGUCAUCGGCGCACGUGGUCAGCAGGUGAAACGCGGCGCAGUAAACAUCGAUGGCUACGAUUCGGACUCGGAAAAUGACAACUUUGACGCGCGCGCCGACAGAAAAGCUAAAGCGAGUACAAGAGCUGAGAAGGACAAAUCCAAGGAGGAAGAUGAAAAUGACAUGUUCGCUGAUCUAGACGAGGACUUCAAAGAUGGAGACGAUUCAGAAGGCGACGCCGGGCGAAGAGGUGGCAAAAAGAAGGCAGUCCGAUUCAUUGAUGAAGACGAGAUAGAAGGGCAGAUUCAAAAUUCAAAAAGUGGCGGACACGUCUCUGCUGAUUUCUCCCUGAACGUACGGGGAAAGGGAAAGGCAAAAGAAGAGGACGACGAGGUUGAGAGCAGCAGUGAAAGUGAAGUGGACGAUGAAAUACGAGCAAGUACAGGCGAGCUCGAUCCCGAGCUUGGAGCCGGGAGCAAAAAGUCCCAUGCUCCCAAGUUGGAUGCUUUCAACAUGCGUGCAGAACAGGAGGAAGGCCGCUUUGACGACCAGGGGAAUUAUGUUCGAAAAGCAGCUGAUCCUGACGCUAUUCACGACAUCUGGCUCGAAGGCAUGUCGAAGAAGGAAAUGAGAAGGGCAAAAGAGGCUGCCGACAAACGGGAAGAAGAGCGAAGAAAACGAGACUUGGAGGAGGAUGCAAAGUCAACCGGCGAUGUUCUGGCUGAGCUCAUUCCGCUGCUUGACCGAGGCGAAACCGCACUGGAGGCCCUCGCUCGCCUCGGAAAGGGCAAAGACAAAAAGUCCAAAUGGCAACCGAAGAGCAAGCAGAAGAGACCAAAUGGUGGGCCAGAAGGGCACCCAGCAGCAGAAGAUGAGGCCGCGGAGAAGGCUCGAAAGGCAAAGGUCGAAAAGAUCAGCAGUGCAGCGGCUAUCUUAUUAGGCAGAGGCCAAGCAGAGGUCUACGACACAGAAAGAGAACUGCUCAUUCGACAAUAUCUAAGAGAAACUGGUAAUGAGUGGAACGAUCCCCCACAGCCCGACGACAUAGAUGCCCAAGCCAAUACUGAUGAUUCCACGGCUCAACUCUGGGAGUAUAGGUGGACUGACGCCAGAGACGGUGGAGCGAUAAACGGGCCGUUCGAUGGCCAUGCCAUGAAGCAAUGGAAUGAUGCUGGCUACUUCGGCGAAGGUGUUGAAUUCCGUAGGAAAGACGGUGGUGGCGAUUGGACCAGAGUGGCCGACUUCGCCUGA
Molecule: messenger RNA, 1404 nt
Organism: Fonsecaea multimorphosa CBS 102226
Lineage: Eukaryota; Fungi; Ascomycota; Eurotiomycetes; Chaetothyriales; Herpotrichiellaceae
Exons: 1
Coding region: 1-1404 (467 amino acids)
Cellular component (GO): U5 snRNP
Molecular function (GO): protein binding
Source: RefSeq, a predicted model, not a curated record